Molecule: messenger RNA, 1088 nt
Organism: Colletes gigas
Lineage: Eukaryota; Metazoa; Arthropoda; Insecta; Hymenoptera; Colletidae
Product: glyceraldehyde-3-phosphate dehydrogenase-like
Exons: 7
Coding region: 33-1088 (351 amino acids)
Biological process (GO): glucose metabolic process
Molecular function (GO): NADP binding; oxidoreductase activity, acting on the aldehyde or oxo group of donors, NAD or NADP as acceptor; NAD binding
Source: RefSeq, a predicted model, not a curated record
UAAUUAAUAAUUAUACCGAAUAUCAUCAAAUUAUGGCAACUGUAGGAAUUAAUGGAUUUGGUAGAAUAGGAAGAAUGUGUCUUCGUGCUUGCAUAGAACAGAAUAUUGAAGUCACGUUGAUUAACGAUCCAUAUAUUACGACCGACUACAUGAUAUACCUGUUUAAAUAUGAUUCAACUCAUGGAACUUAUCCAUUAAAAUUAGAAUGUGAAAAUGGAUCUAUUAUUGUUGCAGAUCAAAAAAUUGCAAUUUCACAAGAAAAAAAUCCAUGUAAAAUAAAGUGGAAAGAUGCAGGUGUAACCUAUGUAAUUGAAGCUACUGGUGUAUUUAAUACUUUAGAGAAAGCAGGUUUACAUAUGGAUGGUGGAGCUAAAAGAGUGAUUAUUACUGCACCUUCAAUUGAUGCACAAAUGAUGGUUUUUGGUGUAAAUCACACUUGUUAUGACCCACAAAAAAGUAAAAUAGUGUCAGCUGCCUCUUGCACAACAAAUUGUGCAGCACCAAUCAUUCGAGUGAUGCAUGACAAGUUUGAAGUUAUUGAAGUAAUGAUCACCAGUGUACAUGCUUUAACAUCAUCACAAAGAACUUUAGAUGGUCCUAUAGAAAGAGGAAAAUUAUGGAGAGAUGGCAGAGGUGCUCUCCAAAAUAUUAUUCCAACAUCCUCUGGUGCAGCUAAGUCGUUAAAUAAAAUUAUUCCUGAACUCAAGGGCAAGAUUUCUGCAAUAGCUUUCAGAGUACCAAUUCCGAAUGUUUCUUUAUGUGAUAUGACUUUUAGAGUCAAUAAACCAACAACAUAUGAUGAAAUAAAAGAAGUAAUGAAAGUAGCAUCAGAAACUGAUUUAAAAAAGAUCCUGGGUUAUACAGAUGAUGACUGUGUAUCAUCUGAUUUCAAUGACACGACUUAUUCGUGUAUUUUCGACGCGAAAGCUGGUAUUCCUCAGACAAGUACAUUCAUCAAAGUUGUUGCCUGGUACGAUAACGAAUACGGUUAUGCUCAUCGUGUGAUAGAUCUGGUGCAAUACAUGUUUAAGGUUGAUUCUGGUGAAGUGCCAGUAGUCUCAGAAAACGUAGAAGAAAACGAAAAUUAA